Molecule: messenger RNA, 550 nt
Organism: Lentinula edodes (shiitake mushroom)
Lineage: Eukaryota; Fungi; Basidiomycota; Agaricomycetes; Agaricales; Omphalotaceae
Exons: 2
Coding region: 16-228 (70 amino acids)
Source: RefSeq, a predicted model, not a curated record
CAGAAUCUGGUCCGUAUGCUUCCACUGCAGAUGUUUAUGCUAUUUCAUCUACUACAGUUUGAGCCAUUGACAUUGACUUACUUUGCAGUUCGCAUUUACAUACAAUGUCAAAGUUGGGCCCUUAUCCCUUCUUCAUCUCCCGAAUCCAUCUCUCAUCACAGCAACUGUUGCCCCAUUCAAAGACAGCUGAGCACUGAAGGGCGCAACACCACAGCAAUAAAGAUGUGAUGGUGAAUGGGAUGAUCAAUCCACCGUUGUAUUCUGUUCAGUUUCCCAUCUCAUUGUCCAUCCGGUCUGAUCAUAUCUCGAAAGUCAUGUACAUACCUAGAUCGAGAACUGCGGGAGACAAAGCUUUAUAGCUAUGGCACUCAUCACAUUUGAACGAGUAGAACCUUCGACUCUCUCUUCUCUAAACUGGAAAAUCUUCAUGAAAGUUCGAAUGACAUCGUUUAUACUUUUACUUUGGUUAUUAGCUGCAAAUGUUGUCAAUGCCGCUUUGACCGAGUCCGAGUUCAAUUUCAAAUUGUUCUCCGAGGCGGUGACCCCAAAC